AUGCCAGUCUUUCACAGCAUUUACCCCAAUGAUAUUUGGCUUGGAGAUCAUUUGUACAUCUGGUCGACUCCUCUUCAUCAACACCAUGGCAUCGUAUUGUUCGUCGAUCAUAACGAUCACGAUGAGUCAAGAGUUUUGGAAUUUAAUACCUAUGACAGUAGCCACAAACCGUCCCGUGCUCAAAUACAGGUUGUAUCCCUCAAACGUUUUCGACGGAACUUUACCUUGAAACGCGUCGUGUACGGUUCGAGAUAUGCUCGUUUCAAAUUAGCGGGUACUGCCUAUUCAUUUCAAUCACUAGAACCUGAAUUUGUUGUGGAUAAUGCUCAGCAUAUUCUCGAACAAAUCGAGUUUGGAGAAUGUCUUAUUGUUCCUGCUGAUUUAACAUCGUUAUCAUUAUCAUCAUCAGCCUAUGAUUUGGUUUUACGCAAUUGUGAAUGUUUGGCCUUUUGGUGCAAAACAGGCAUGUGGUAUAGUGAACAAAUUGAAAAGGUCGCCCAUUGGAUUGGUGCACCACUGAUCAGUUUUCUAAAAGCCAUAGCUGAUUACUUGAUUACGAAAAACAUUUUACCUGCUCUCACUCAAGAAGCAUUAAGUGAAUUGGUCGAACCAUCAUUGUGUAUUUUUAAAGACAAAUUUUGUUCGAUACUCUUCGCCGAAGGUAUUGGCAAUGCGAUAGCUGUGGUUAUUAUCGAAUUAGUUAAACUUAUAUUUCGUUGUAAACAAUACAAAAAUGGACAAAUGACAAAGGAAGAAUUUUGGAAUAAAACAUUAACGAGUCUUGUCAAAGGUUUGUCUAUUGGCAUUUUCGCAUUUGCUGUUCAAGCAUUUUUGACUUAUUUUACAUGCGGUUGUGCCUCUUUAUGUCCAUGGAUUGGUGGCUUUGUCGGUAGUGUUAUUGGAUCUUUUGUUGGAAACAUUCUCGGUCGUUUGAUAGUCAACGGAACCGUCCAACUACGAGACAAGUUGUUGGCAUUGACCGACUAA
Messenger RNA from Didymodactylos carnosus, 987 nucleotides. NCBI's taxonomy places the organism in Eukaryota, Metazoa, Rotifera, Eurotatoria, Philodinida, Philodinidae. The record is from the annotation of a GenBank genome assembly.